ACUGCGAGGCGUACAACUCAAUACUCACAUCAUAUUUCCAAAAACUCGUUGUUACCUUUCUUCAUCGGUACUCUCCGUUUCUUCUUCUCCAAAUUUCUACAAUUCACAUUCAAUUCAUUCACAUUAUAAACAUCAAUUCAUUCAUUCACAUAAUAAUCUACACCUAUAGAUAUAAACAUUAGAUAUAGUGAAAUGAGGCCAAACGCUUCGGCGAUGAGACAAGCCGAACUUUUGCGAAACGACGGUAACAAUUACUUCAAGAAAAACCGUUUUAAUGCCGCCAUCGAUGCUUACACUGAGGCAAUUACGCUUUGCCCUAAUGUUCCCGUUUAUUUCACCAAUCGUGCUUUGUGUCAUCUCAAACGAAAUGAAUGGGAGAGGGUUGAGGAAGAUUCUAGAAGAGCAAUUCAGCUGGACAGUCAUUCUGUUAAGGCACACUAUAUGUUGGGUCUUGCAUUGCUACAGAAACAAGAACAUACGAAAGGAAUCCGAGAAUUGCAAAAGGCUUUGGAUCUUGGGAGAGGUGCCAAUCCAAAGGGCUAUAUGGUUGAAGAAAUAUGGCAAGAGUUUGCAAAGGCAAAAUACAAGGAGUGGGAACGUUCAUCGUCCCAACGAUCAUGGGAAUUGCAGAACUUGAAAGAAGCUUGUAAGUCUGCUCUAAAGGAAAAACAUUUUCUUGGCUCUGAAAUGGAAGGAUUUGUAGAUGAUGCUACUACUUCCCAUUUGAAACAGUUGGAGGCUGUAGAAAGAGUCUUCAAUAAAGCUGCAGAUGAUGACAUACCAACUGAGGUCCCUGAUCAUCUAUGCUGCAGAAUAACUCUUGAUAUUUUUCAUGAUCCUGUCAUUACUCCUAGUGGACAUACAUAUGAGAGAGCAGUGAUUCUUGACCAUCUUCAGAAGGUUGGUGAAUUUGAUCCGAUCACGAGGGAACCACUUGAUCCAUCCCAACUAGUAUCAAACUUGGCCAUUAGGGAAGCAGUCCAUGAAUAUUUGGACACACAUGGGUGGGCUUACAAGAUAGAUUAACAGAAUAUUAAGCUGGAAAUUAGCAGUUUGUGAGAGGUUUGUUUGUUCACAUAAUGCAGCAGAAUGCUGAUGAUGUGUUGUGCAAGAUUGGUCAAUUCAUCUGCUAAUUGUGUCUGUCCUUAAUGUUGUGACUUUAAACAUAUGAAGUGUACAUAUGGUUUUGACUGAUAUUGUGUAAAUAGUCUACUCGAAUUUGUGUAUACAUUUAAGUGCCUGGUGAAACUUAACAUUUCAUAUGCUUAGAAAUGACUAUCAAACUAGUUUAUUUGACCAA
Messenger RNA from Medicago truncatula (barrel medic), 1300 nucleotides. RefSeq names its product E3 ubiquitin-protein ligase CHIP. The record is from RefSeq and is a predicted model, not a curated record. Gene Ontology annotation, molecular function: ubiquitin protein ligase activity; protein-folding chaperone binding. The transcript is spliced from 8 exons. Gene Ontology annotation, cellular component: cytoplasm. NCBI's taxonomy places the organism in Eukaryota, Viridiplantae, Streptophyta, Magnoliopsida, Fabales, Fabaceae. The coding region runs from base 193 to 1026 and encodes 277 amino acids. Gene Ontology annotation, biological process: cellular response to misfolded protein; positive regulation of proteolysis; protein quality control for misfolded or incompletely synthesized proteins.